Molecule: messenger RNA, 2053 nt
Organism: Drosophila melanogaster (fruit fly)
Lineage: Eukaryota; Metazoa; Arthropoda; Insecta; Diptera; Drosophilidae
Gene: CkIIalpha
Product: casein kinase IIalpha
Exons: 4
Coding region: 845-1855 (336 amino acids)
Cellular component (GO): nucleolus
Molecular function (GO): ATP binding; protein kinase activity; protein serine kinase activity
Source: RefSeq, marked reviewed
AGUUAUCGAAAUUUCUCGGAAUAGGAGCAAAAUUGAAAACAAAAGAAUUCCUUGACAGUGUCAAAUCUAUGCAAACUUGGUUUCAGUUGUUUUUCUUGUUCAUUGUCAAUAGUUUUGUUAUUUUUUUUUCACAUAUUGAUAAAAAACAUAUAAAUAAAUAGUUAUCAAUAAAAAUAAAUUCAUGCCUUUUAAUAAAAGGCCUUUAUAUUUUUGCAUUGAAAGUCAAAUAUACAAUUUAUUUUCAUUGUGCAAACAAUUUCUUGACAAACUGUAUGUACAUUUUCUUUCACUGAAGUAAUAUUUUUGAUCGCCAUAGUAAAAAGGACACGAAGAAUUUAAACUAACCGUACUCACAAUAAGAAAAUGACGAAAACAAUAGAAGCAGACAGAGAAGGGCGAAAAGAAAAAGAAGCACUUAGUAAUACUUAUUUCCUUUGAUACCUUCCGUACUUCCGACUGGGAUUUUCAAGCUUACCGUUAUCUGAACAGAAGAACAACGGAAAAACUAUCUUGGUAUAAUCUGCAAAGUAAAACAAAAUGCAGAACAAAAUAAGUUUAAAAUUACUGCAGAUCAGUCAAAGUUCAGCAACGAUGGCACGUGUGCAAAACUGUGAGGAACAUACCCGGCAUACACUGUGGAUAUCAUACGAGACGGAGAAAUCUUUUAAAAUACUUUGGCAAGCCAGCUUAUAACAAUCAAUCUUCAAAAAUUGGAUUGUUGUACAAUAAUAAUAUUGUUAGGACCACCAACCGACUGAGAACGGAAUCAGCUCACAUAAACUUACUGCUACAACCCGAAAAAAAUUUUAACAAGGAGGCAGAAAGGAACGUUUUGUUGAGAAAAAUGACACUUCCUAGUGCGGCUCGCGUGUACACAGAUGUCAAUGCGCACAAACCGGAUGAAUAUUGGGACUAUGAAAAUUAUGUGGUUGAUUGGGGCAAUCAAGACGAUUAUCAGUUGGUCCGUAAAUUAGGCCGUGGAAAGUAUUCUGAGGUCUUCGAGGCCAUUAAUAUUACGACCACGGAAAAGUGCGUUGUUAAAAUUCUGAAACCUGUUAAAAAAAAGAAGAUAAAGCGUGAAAUCAAAAUUUUGGAGAACUUGCGUGGAGGAACUAAUAUAAUAACACUUUUAGCCGUUGUCAAGGACCCAGUUUCUCGAACACCAGCGUUGAUUUUUGAGCACGUCAACAACACAGAUUUCAAGCAACUUUACCAAACAUUAACUGAUUAUGAGAUUCGUUACUACUUGUUUGAGCUUCUUAAGGCACUUGACUACUGCCACAGCAUGGGAAUAAUGCAUCGUGAUGUAAAGCCCCACAAUGUUAUGAUAGAUCACGAAAAUCGAAAAUUGCGCCUUAUAGAUUGGGGACUUGCCGAAUUUUACCAUCCUGGUCAAGAAUAUAAUGUUCGUGUGGCUUCGAGAUACUUUAAAGGUCCCGAAUUACUGGUAGAUUACCAGAUGUAUGAUUACUCACUGGAUAUGUGGUCACUAGGUUGUAUGUUGGCGUCGAUGAUAUUCCGAAAAGAGCCAUUUUUCCACGGACAUGAUAACUAUGAUCAAUUGGUACGCAUUGCCAAGGUGCUGGGCACCGAAGAACUCUACGCAUAUUUGGAUAAAUACAAUAUUGACCUCGAUCCAAGAUUUCACGACAUUCUACAGCGUCACUCACGAAAGCGAUGGGAAAGAUUUGUCCAUUCUGACAACCAACAUCUAGUUUCUCCUGAAGCACUAGACUUUCUUGAUAAACUUUUACGCUAUGAUCACGUUGAUCGACUCACAGCUCGCGAAGCAAUGGCCCAUCCAUAUUUCUUACCUAUUGUCAAUGGUCAAAUGAAUCCCAAUAAUCAGCAAUAAGAAGUUUUUUCAUUUUGAUGAAUACUGUAAUUCGAGUUUGGGAUAGAAGCCAUUUAACAAUAUGAUAAUUAUGCAAAAAAAAAAUAUAAAAUCCGAAGAAAAAUAAAAUAACUUAAGCUACUGUCUUAAAAAUGACUUCAACUGUUCGUUAAGGGAUUAAACAGAGAAAUCGAAUAAAUUCCUCACAGUAUAACAUCU